AUGGGCAUCCAUGCUGUUAGCGUCAUGCUAGAGGCUAUCGAUAGAGAUGCUCAACAUGCUACUAUCGCCAAGUUCAUUCAAAAUGAACUUGACGCAGAGCGCGAGAAAGUAGCCUUGCUUCACCAAAAAGGUUCUCAACAAGCAGAGUUGUUGAGAGAACAGGGUGUUCAACAGUUUGAACUGCUGAGACAGCAGCAGGCUGCUGCUGGUGGGUCGAUGCACUCGCAUCGACCCGAGACUUUGAAGAUUGACAUCUCCAAGUAUAGGGGAGUCGAAGAGGACUCCCUCUUGAGAUAG
Messenger RNA from Peronospora matthiolae, 297 nucleotides. The record is from the annotation of a GenBank genome assembly. NCBI's taxonomy places the organism in Eukaryota, Oomycota, Peronosporomycetes, Peronosporales, Peronosporaceae.